CGGAAAACAAGUAAGAUGAUAUUUUUAUAAAACGAGUUUUUUGGAAAUCAAAUGUAGCUUUGUACAAGAAAAUAACAUUUCAAAUUUCUCCCAUUCUUCAAAGAAAUAUCACCUAUUGCUGUGGCGUUGAAUAUGUGGCAUGCUUGUAAGAGCACUGGAUGGAUUCUGAAGUUCUUUGAACCGAUGAGCGAUUUUGCGAAAUGCUCUUGACAAAACUGGUAUCUUUUAACCUCGUACAAGACGACGCGCGUAUAAAAUGGAUAGGUAUAUGAACGACACGCACUCCCUUUACUACAAUGUUGAUCAUUCGUCCAUGUUUGGGUCGAAUUUGUCGACGGUUUUUGCCGACGGGCCGCCACCAUUAGAGGAUAGUAUUAAUGAUGACGACCAUGGCGAAUUUGUUUUCUCGUCAGAAACUGAUGCGAUUGGCCAAGCAGUGCUCAAUAAAAUUGAAAGUAAGCUCAAGAGAGACGCAGAGAAAAGGUCUUCUGCAUGUGGUGAACACGAGAAUUCUAGUUUGGGAACAGAUAUUGAAACAAAGCCAAAUUCGUCAACAGAAAAAUUUGAGGCAUUUGCUAAUUUUGAAGCAUCAAAUGGUUCAAAUCAUUUUGGUACUUCAGAAAAACCAGACGUUGGUGCUGAAUCAGUUUUGGAGGUGAAUGGAUUUAAUGAAAAUAUUGCCAACAAUGCCAAAUCCGACGAUGAUUUUAGCAAUGAAGAAUUUGGGGAUUUUUCUGCUGGUUUUUCUCAAACAUCAAAUUUGAACAAAAAUAAUUCAGACAUUGAUAAACAUAGUUUUGGUGAUUUUUCAGCUUUUCCAAAUAAAGGUGAAGAGACUAUUAAUGAACAAACUUCAUCCAAUGAAGAAACAAAUGAGUCUGAUGAUUUCAAGUUUGCAGAUUUUGGGAGUUUUAAUAAUGCAGAUAUGAAAGAAAGUGAUUGGGGUAAAAAAUAUAAUGACAAUGCUGUUUUGGAGGAAGGAUUUUGGGAGUAAUUCCAGCACAGAUAAAGUUGGGAGUCAUAUUGAUAUGAACAAUGAUGCUUCAGAUGACGAAUUCGCUUCCUUCGAUGAAGCAGAUUAUGGCAGCUUUGAGGCAUUCACAUCUAACGAAGUUGCAAAAACCAGUGGCAGUAAUAAUGGAAUCACGCCUAAGCCUGAUGUCAUUCCAACUAACGAGAAAGAUGACUUAACGAGUCCUAAAUUACCACAUGAUCUCACUAAUCAUGAAACAAAGAACGUUGAUGCGGGUGAGCCUUUUGAAGCUUUCAAAAAUGACACCCCUUCUAAAACGAAAAAUGAGUUUAAAAGUGGUGAAUUACCACCAGAUUUAACUAAUAAUCAAGUAAAAGAUACUAAUGAAUUUGGAACUUUUAAAGAUGAUAGUUUUAAUGACUUCACAAGCACAAAUGAUGAUAAUUUUGGAGAUUUUUCUCAAAGUUUACAGAGCCUGAGUAAGGAAAGUCAAGCUUCAGAAAUGAAUGUGUUCAACUCUGAUACUAAUAAAAUUAAAACCAAAGAAGAUGAUAAAGAAACCUCGGCCGAUGAUGAUUUUGGGGAUUUCGCUGAUUUUUCGAAUGAUUCAUUUGCCGCCUUUUCUUCAGACAAUUCCAGGACAGAUAGCUCCAAGACAACUGAUAAGGUUUUACCUGUAAACAAUUUAGAUACCAAACAAAAUUCUGGUGAAUUUACUUCUUUCUCAGAGGCCACAAAUUCCAAGAAAGAACAUAAAUUUAAGGCCAACUUGGAAAGCACUGUUCCUCAAAACAAACAAGGCUUUCAGGCAGAUUUUGGUGCAUUCUCAGAAAGCACUAGCUCUGAAAACAAACAAGAAUUCCAAGCAGAUUUUAGUGCAUUUUCAAAGAGCACUUCAUCUUGGAAAUCCUCUACACAGAGAUUGUCUUCUCAGCAAAGCACAGGCCUGAAGCAAUUGGUAUCAUUCUAUUCUUGUUUUCAAGAUGUUUUUGUGACAUUGCACCAUAAAGUGGAAGACUUACAGCAUAUGAAAGACCUAGGAGAGAAAAGGCUAAAUCAAGAAAAAUUGUGGAAAAAUCUGCAUUCGAAUAUGGGAGAGGGGGCUUUGAGAUUCAGCUGGGAGCAAUGCAAGACCUCAAACAAAAUAUGCAAGGCAUUGGAAGUUUCCAAAAAGAAUAUUGUGGUCAACCCAAAUAUUCUUGCAAUGAGCGAAGGCUUAGAAAUCCCUGUCUUCGCAGCUGGUCUGGGUAUUCUUCAACCAAGUAUUGUACCAGCACCCCCAAUAAAGAAAAAGGGAAAAGGCAAGAAAGAGAGUGGAAGCACAAGGGAAACAUCCUCAGGUUCAUCGACACCUCCACCAAGCCUUCAAGUACAGACAAAUAUCCCGGAAUUUAAGUCAGACACGACUAAAGACAACAAUUCCGACACAGCGUCUCUUUCAAAUUCCGACACGGCAUCGCUUGAUCUAGAUUUCUUUGCUUCGGCGCCUUCGAAUGCUCCCGUAAACUCAGAUCAAAGCGCCUCAAAUAGUCUCCACAAUUUGGAGUUUGCAUUUGGUUCCGUGCCCCCCGGAAACCAAACUGAUCUCGCUGGAAACAGGGAACGCGAAUUCGAUGCUUUCAAACCAUCCAAAGUCGUGCAAGAUGAUCCGUUGAAAAUCUUGAAGAAAUUGGAUACAAGUAAAAUGUCUUCGUCUGUCGUGAAUGAAAGUCGCGCGCAGCUGAGUUCACGUGCCUCGGGGAUAAUCGAGACAUUUGAGGAUCUCUCGUUUAUGCACUCCUCUGUCCUGAUGUUCCCACUUCACAAGAAUAAUUAGCCAGAGAAAUAAGAUUACAUCGGGUGGGAAACAAAAUGACGUCAUUUUCAGAGCUUGUCCGCGCAUCGCUAUGUAUAAACUGGAUUGCGCUUUCAGUUGUUCGAAAUCCAAAGUUUGCAGUCACAUGUAGAUUCCGUGUUUUAAUUGCCUAGAUGUGCCACUGAUCUAUAUGUGGGGGGACUCAGGGAAGAAUACGCCUCCAUCUCUUACUUAGAAUUCAUGACGUGCGCAAUCCAGGCUUUUUUCCAACUGUUUUUGCGCGACCUACCCUUGGGAUGGAGCUCGAACUUCCUCGACUUCGUAUUUGGCUUUGAUUUGUAUAAUACAACAAAAUAAUUCAAGAUAAAAUGUGGUUGCCGUGGCGAUUAAUUGUAGGAAGUUUGAAUUAAUUUUACGUCCUCCAUGGCAGCGCUCUAUGCGAAAUAAAAUUUAGUUCAGAAUGACAGGAAUAGAAUUUAAGAAAUGAGCCAAAUAUAUUUGAAUACGUUCCCUGUAAUAGACUUUUAAAUACAUUUAGUGAUUUUUGUCAGUUAAAUACCAUACGUCUAUAUGUAAAGC
Molecule: messenger RNA, 3347 nt
Organism: Dendronephthya gigantea
Lineage: Eukaryota; Metazoa; Cnidaria; Anthozoa; Malacalcyonacea; Nephtheidae
Product: aftiphilin-like
Exons: 7
Coding region: 957-2789 (610 amino acids)
Biological process (GO): intracellular transport
Cellular component (GO): AP-1 adaptor complex; trans-Golgi network membrane
Molecular function (GO): clathrin binding
Source: RefSeq, a predicted model, not a curated record